This is a messenger RNA of Carassius carassius (crucian carp), 1588 nucleotides long. Its product is annotated as homeobox protein Nkx-3.2-like. The coding region runs from base 756 to 1487 and encodes 243 amino acids. The transcript is spliced from 2 exons. Gene Ontology annotation, molecular function: RNA polymerase II cis-regulatory region sequence-specific DNA binding; DNA-binding transcription factor activity, RNA polymerase II-specific. Gene Ontology annotation, cellular component: nucleus. The record is from RefSeq and is a predicted model, not a curated record. Gene Ontology annotation, biological process: cell differentiation; regulation of transcription by RNA polymerase II. Lineage: Eukaryota; Metazoa; Chordata; Actinopteri; Cypriniformes; Cyprinidae.
GUGGAAUGAACGAAAAAUGUUAUGCAGUGCUUUUAAUAAUCACAUUUAAAAUUAUUAAUCAAAAUAUAGAAAUAAUUCACCAUUAGCUCGAAGGACACAAGGCCGUCGGGACCAAAAAAGAAAAAAAACAGUGACAGCUCUUUAAUCUAAAAGAAAUAGCUACUUACAAGUGUAAAUCCAUUUGAUCCGAGUGACCUGAGAAUAAAAUCACGCAUAAGCGAGAUUUAUGUGAUGAACACUGAAUAUUAUAGAGUUGACCUUAAUUAUUUGCUUCUAAUAAAUGUUCAGUGGAACGAUGCGUAAUCACCUGAAACUCGUUUUUUGCGUCUGUUCGUGUUUGUAGAUCGACUUUGUCAUCAGCUCGUGUUUAGUCGUCACUGUCAUUUAAAGGGUCACUGAUAUCUUUCCACACAGGGCUGCAGCUCUCCUCGGGUGUUUAAGGGUUAACGGGUUACGCGUUCUGGGUGUUCUGAAAUCUGUGGACGCUCCCCGCAGCCAAUCAGAAGUUGGGACGGGUGUCUGUCUGGCCAAUGGGAGUGCGCUGAGGGUCAGUGUCAGGCGCAGGUGAAGUGUACAGUAGCGCUGUGUUCGUUCACACUCGCGUUCUGGCGACGUGGACGCGCAUCACCGAUAUCCCCUUCACGCGCGCCGCGAUGCGAGCGAGCUGCCGCCUCGGGGCUCAAUCUCCAUCUGACCCGGAUCUGGAGCUCCUCACCCCGUCGCUUUAUAGUCAACAGUGACUUCUCCUGCUGAGGAUGGCUGUGCGCAGUAACUCUCUGAUGCCGUUCUCCAUUCAAGCCAUCCUGAACCGAGAAGACGAGUCUCGCCAUUUGAACGAUCUGGAGGUGUGUUUCUCAAAAAGCGCUUGUUGGAAGAUCUUCGGUGAAAUGGAUGGACCGGACAGGAGCGACGAGAGAGAGCACAAGAACUACGACUCGGACUCCGGGAUGAGCGAGGACAACGACAGUAAAGCGCAGAUCGACGCAAAGCCCGAGAAAGACGCAGAUUUAGCGGAAGAAACGGAUCCGGAGUCCCCGGCGGAGCACUGCAGAGCCCGGGACCGUGUGUCCGACUGUCCAGGCGGCGAGGAGAAGAGCAGCGAUCAGCCCAAGCAGCGGAAGAAGCGCUCGCGCGCCGCGUUCUCUCACGCGCAGGUGUUCGAGCUCGAGCGCCGCUUCAAUCAUCAGCGCUAUCUGUCGGGACCGGAGCGCGCGGACCUCGCCGCCUCCCUCAAACUCACCGAGACGCAGGUCAAGAUCUGGUUCCAGAACCGACGGUACAAAACCAAGCGACGCCAGAUGGCCGCCGAUCUGCUGGCCUCGGCCCCGGCGGCGAAGAAGGUGGCCGUGAAGGUGCUGGUCCGGGACGACCGGAGACAAUACAGCCCCGGAGAACUACUGCGACCUCCGCUGCUCUCCUAUUACUACCCGUACACGUACUGCCUGCCCGCCUGGAGCCUGUCCUCCGCGUGCACGGGAAGCCAGUGACACCGGGACUUACACUAUUUAUUCGACUAAAGACAUUCGUUACCUGAACACGCCGGGCCCGGUUCUACGGGGGUGCUCAAACGAAACCAAUAGCACUCUCA